UAUAUAUAUAUAUAUAUAUGGUUAUGAUUGCACAAGUGUGUAUAGUCAUAUGAUAAAAGAAAUAAUUCAGUAAUGUCAAUUGGUGGUGGUCUUAAUAUUUUGAAAGCAGAAAUAUUAAAAAAGCGGAAACAAUUAGAAGAAAGUAAUGUUUUACAACAAAAUAAGAAAUACUUCAGAAGGGGAGAAUUGGAGUCUCAAUAUAAAAUUGAAAAUUAUGAGACUAAUGAUAUUAGUAUCGAUAUUGUUAAAUCUGAUGUGAAUCAAGAACAGCAAGAAUCAAUAAAAGAUAAUAGUUUAGAACAAUCAACAUUACCUAGGCCAGAAGUAAUACGAAGAUUAAGAGAACGGGGAGAACCUAUAUUGUUAUUCGGAGAAUCAGAAAAAGAAGCGUUUAAAAGAUUAAGAAAACAUGAAAUUUUUGAAGCAGAAGUAAAUAAGGGCUUUAGAAAUGAUUUUCAAGAAGCAAUGGAACAGGUAGAUCAAGCAUAUUUAAAUGAAAUUUUAACAUCCACAAAAUCACAAGAUCGUAAUGUAAAAGGAGAUGUCAAUGUACCUGAAGAAGGUACCACUUACGAAGAUAUACAAAAAAUGUCUGACAAAUUAAACAAAGGUGACAGGGACUUUGAUAUAAAUGUUAUUAUCCAAUUUAUUCAAUUCCUAGUACAAGUAUGGGGUAAUCAGUUAAAUAGUAGAACAUCUGAAGAAAAAAUGAGUACACAAGGUAAAAUGGCAAGUGCAACUUAUGCUCAAACAAGGGAAUAUUUAAAACCACUUCUCAGAAAGCUGAAAAAUAAAUCACUUCCUGAGGACAUAACUGAUAGUUUAACCGAAAUUGUGAAACAUUUACUUGAACGUAAUUAUAUUCUGGCUAGUGAUGCAUAUUUACAAAUGGCAAUUGGAAAUUCUCCUUGGCCUAUUGGUGUAACUAUGGUUGGUAUACACGCACGUACUGGUAGAGAAAAGAUCUUUUCAAAAAAUGUAGCACAUGUAAUGAAUGAUGAAAAACAAAGAAAAUAUAUUCAAGCAGUAAAAAGGUUAAUGACUAAAUGCCAAGAAUACUAUCCUACAGAUCCUUCACGUUGUGUGGAAUAUGCAAAAACAUAGGUAUUUUUUUUUAUAAAAUCAUUCUCCUUUUAAUAUGACAUAAAGAAUAAUUGUGACAUAUACAAUCUUAAUAAAUAUGUAAACUUUAUUAAUAUUGUAAACAAAAUGAAAUCAAAAUUAUUCUAUGAUGAAAA
This is a messenger RNA of Vespa mandarinia (Asian giant hornet), 1238 nucleotides long. RefSeq names its product pre-mRNA processing factor 18 (gene Prp18). The record is from RefSeq and is a predicted model, not a curated record. Gene Ontology annotation, biological process: RNA splicing; generation of catalytic spliceosome for second transesterification step. Gene Ontology annotation, cellular component: U2-type post-spliceosomal complex; U5 snRNP; U4/U6 x U5 tri-snRNP complex. NCBI's taxonomy places the organism in Eukaryota, Metazoa, Arthropoda, Insecta, Hymenoptera, Vespidae.